Molecule: messenger RNA, 2691 nt
Organism: Eriocheir sinensis (Chinese mitten crab)
Lineage: Eukaryota; Metazoa; Arthropoda; Malacostraca; Decapoda; Varunidae
Product: venom protease-like
Exons: 9
Coding region: 222-1271 (349 amino acids)
Biological process (GO): proteolysis
Molecular function (GO): serine-type endopeptidase activity
Source: RefSeq, a predicted model, not a curated record
GUAGAAAAGAUCCAAGGUUAUUUGCUGGCCGGCUAUACCCGCUGGCCGCUGCACUAUCGUGUCGACUCCCAGACUGGUCCCUGUCCAGCAGACUUCCCAGACUGCUCCAGUGGACACUUGCGUCGAGACAAACGUAACUCCUUUGAGAAGCCUUUCUCCGCAUCUCGGCCAAUAGUUGCAAGGAAUAUAUCAUCCCAACAUAAACGGUGUUGCUUGCCGAGAUGAAAAAGCUUGGUCUACUUCUGAUCAUCGUGGCUGUAGAAGCACAAAUUAUCUUUCCUGGUGAAGAUGGGUCAUUCCCCGUUAGAAGUGACUCACCAACUCCGGUAGAAAUCAAGACCACCGACAGAAAUAACAAGCCCACAGGUUUAUUCUUCCCCGACACCCCGAUAAGCCCACCAAGAUCGUCAACUGGGGCGAUUCCGGACUCAAGCGGUAUUUUCUCCAAGCCCGAACUGACGGCCACGGCACCCUCCGUCUUUCCGUCGGAAUGUGGAGAAGUCUUGGUUCAGAGGGUCGUUGGUGGCGAGAUCUCAGCGCCCGGGGAGUGGCCUUGGUUAGCGGCAGUGGGCACCAAGCGACGCUCGACUUUCACUAACCAAUGCGGCGGCGCGCUCAUCACCCGCCACCACGUCGUGAGCGCUCAACACUGCUUCCAAAAUGAGGCUUUCGCUCCGAACACCGUGCGGCUGGGAGAGUAUGACCUGACUCGCACCGACGACGUGCCUUUUGGUGUCACGCAAGACUUCGCCAUCACUCAGCGCCUAAUUAAGGACUACAAUCCAACUAGUCUUGAAAAUGAUAUCGUUAUUCUCGUUCUUGAUGGUGAAGUUAAACUAUCUGAAUACGUGCAACCAGUGUGCCUCCCUUUUAACUACCGAAACGAUGAUUUCUCCGACAAGUUCCUCGCAGUGGCUGGCUGGGGGAAAACAGACUUCAAGACCGACAGCUUCUCAGACGUCGUCCAAUAUGUCUUGUUGCCGGUGGUCAACACGUCGAGGUGUGCCGACAGCUACAGCCACAGCCAAGGCAGCAUUCAGCCGGUGAUCGAUGACAGAAAUUUGUGUGCUGGUAACGGCACGAAGGACUCCUGCUCUGGUGACAGCGGUGGACCUCUCCACUACCUAUCCCUGUCAGACGGCCGCUACUACCUAACAGGGAUCGUGUCCUUCGGCUCCGGAUGUGGAGAUCCCGAUUAUCCUGGAGUAUACACGCGGAUAACCAGGUUCUUGGAUUGGAUUACGAGGAAUGUGCAAGACUCCCAAAAUUAAGAUGAUCAAAGACUUCGCGCACCAUACUGCAUGCCUUGAAAAUAUAAUUGUCUUCUCAUUUAUGGCAGAUUUUCCCAAGAGAAUUACUAACAUGUAUACUCAGAUCAUAACUUCUACAGUUGUUCUUUCAAUUUGUUGAUGGAUUAGUUAGUGCAGAAUAAAUGGACUGAAAUAUCCUAGGAUACAGUAUUCACGUACAAUAUAGAAUAUCACUGAUGAAUUGUAACCUGUAUCUCUUUGUCAGCAGACAGACUAUCGCGGCAAAACAUUUGGUCUAUAGCAUGAAAUAACGUGACUGAGUUUAUACAAGGCAGAGUUGUAUUAACUUUCAAUAUCGCUGUAUAUAACACAAGCAUGUUUUCGUGGACGUCAAUUGCAGCUUUAUUCGUGGAGAGCACAACAUUUAAGGAUAUCCUAAAUAAGGCUUUCAUAAUUUUUCAUUGAAUAAGAGUGUGUUUUCCUGUAUAUGUAUGUUCACAAUUUUUUUUGUAGCUCAAAGUGAAGAAUAAUUAACUAAUAAUAAUAAACAAAACUUCCAAAGUUUUCUUUCACUGUUAAAAAUGAACUGGAAUAUUUAGCCACUUGCACCACACUGCACCGCGACGAUCUGUUCAUCUGUUUCAUCAGACCUUCCGCAGCUGACAAUGAAAACUACUGUUGUCAAUAGUUUGAAGUUACUCGUAUAUUGGGAGAGAACUUUCCUUUAAGACUAGGUCACACUCUGAAAAUAAUCUUAGUCUGAAUUUUCCACCAUCUGGCUAAAACUUCAUUGUCAUUCUACUACUAAGUACAUCGAUCUGUGCUGUUUAUCUCUCACCUAACUCUACAAACUAUGUAAAAUUCUUUGACUAUUUGAACUCUAUAGAGUGGAGCACAUCUUGACCCACUCAACCUUCGCUGAAAUCUCCAUUCUAGGAGAUUUCAAUGUUCACCACCAGCUUUGGGUUUCAUCCUCUUUCACUGACCAACCUGGUGAACAAGCCUACAACUUUGCUAUCCUCAAUGACCUUGAGCAGUUGGUUCAGCCAAGGGUUCAGCUGGUUCAGCACCUUACACGUAUCCCCGACCGCCUUGGAGACACGCCCAACAUUCUUGAUCUUUUCCUAACCUCUAAUCCUUCAGGUUACACUAUCAAACUGUUCUCUCCGGUGGGCUCCUCCGAUCACAACCUUAUUUCAGUAUUCUGUCCUAUUGCUCCAUGACUACAUAUUGCUUGAACACUUUUUUCUUCUUUCUGUUCACUGUGUGAGGACGCGAUGUAUGUUUUACUUGCAUUCAUUGUACGAAUAUGUUCACAUUGUCUCAGAAAAAUGUAUUACUGUAUUUAGGAGGAGGAAUGGAGGAUGUGGACAUGUUGGGCAGCUACCCGGAAGGUUCCCGCCAUCUUGUUCCAGUAGCGUCUGAUUAAAGCUCAAAGGAG